AUGUCUGCAUUGUCGCACGGCUCUGAUCCAGCACCGACCUUGAUCAGGCGCCGAAAAAUGCGAUGUGAUGGCGCGAAACCAUCAUGUGCCCAAUGCAUCCGCGCUGAACGCGGGGAUGAAUGCGAAUACGACGACGGUCUUACGAAAUCUGCGACUCAGAUGCUUUACGAGCGACUCGCAAUGCUCGAGAAGCGCUUUCGUGAGCUGCAGGCAGCAAAACGACCAGUGCGCGCACGUCGCUCGUCUCCGUGUACACGCGCAAGCUCGGACCCUUCCAGCACUAACGCCAACGUCACGCGCAGCAACUCUGCGCCAGGCCGCGUGCAUUCCCUGCCCGGGGUCAACGGCAACGCUGCAUAUGAUCAAAAUCUGUCAGGAUCGUCGACUAUGAGACGCGAAUGGCGCCAGAGCCUGCCAUCAAAUAGUGAUGGUCUGGGAGCACCAGGGUUUGGCUCCAAUUUUGCGUCCAUGGAUAACUUGGCGCAUACUCCAUAUUUUCAGUCCAUGGAUGCUAGCAGCCCGUCUAUGCAGUCGCGUUUAAGUCCGUCAUCAGGCCGUUCAACUCCAUCAUCGAGCGAGUUCUCGCAUAAUGAACUCACGGUCCGUCCGAUACAUCGAGAAGCCUCACAGAUACAGAACAAUGCGACAAGCCGACUUAAUAUGGGCUAUUCGUACGAUAGCGCUCAUCGGAUGAAAUUGGGUUUGCCUUCUCCAGGGAGUCAUUCCGAGGUCUUGAAAGGUAAUGUCGAAAUGCUUCCCACAGAUCCCUCAAACUCGUCGAGUACGUUUCAAGCAUACACUAUACUUCACGACCGAAUUUUAUAUUGGCAAUUACUAGCGCCCAAUCAGAGUAGCGAGAUCCCAACAUCCAUCAUGGAACAACUCAUGGACACAUUUUUUGCUCACUCGCAGCAAGUAGGUAUCACGAUUCUCGCGCACAACAUCGUAAAUCUCUCUUGUGUCCUCACAUCUUCCCUAUCCUCCUCGGCUUCUUGCUUAACGGACUGUGUCCUACUAUGGGGCGCGCAUUUCUCCCCCAACGAAGCUGUUCACACGUACAAGGAACAUUUCUUGCGUUCUGCACUUGCCGCACUUCCUUCGUUACUCAGCGAACCCCUUGCUAUCGCACCAGAAUUCAAACUUGCGGCGACAAGCGCCGGCCUGAAUAUUAACUCUGAAACCGUGGGUAUGUCCGGUUAUAAUGUGAUGGUAGCAACUGCCGCAAGUACAAUGCUCGCAACAUACUUUUUCGCGGAAGGCCGUGCACUUGAGGGCUCGUAUCACGCUAACAUGGCAAGCCAACUUGCAAUAUGCGCAGGACUGCAUCGCACUCCAGAUCCACGGACUUGGCAGGAAAGAAGUAUUGAUGGUAUUGAGACUCAAUCAAAUGUAGAGAACGUCUCUUUAGCGUCUCAACCGAGAGAUACGUCUUCGAACUCACAAACGAAUCAGGCCAGUCCCAGUGCUGAGCUGUUGCCUCCGCCAAGUUGCCAGUACCAUGCGUUUGAGAGACAGCACACUCUUUGGAACGCGUUUGUUCUCGACCGUGCGUGGAGCGCCGCUGGUCGGUUACCGACACCGAGCUCUCGAUGGAGUGUCGGUUCUCAGGAUAUUCCAAGAAAUAACAAUGCACUGAAGGAGACCGAUCCGAGAACAGCGAUAACCACUCCUUGGCCAGAAGACUGGGGUUUAUUCAUUGUUGGUGAAUCUGAAUGGAGUACGCAUGCGGCUGAACUGGCCCCGCCCGGUUACCCUGUAGAAGAGUUCUUGACGGGAAUAGAUGUCCGGCCACCACGGUCAAUCCUUGAGCUUCGAGCAAAGAGUGCCACCUUAUUUGAGGCUGCUUCACGUAUCUCAUCUCUUAGUGAUUCCAACAAUCCAAAACCACAACAGGACAGCAGCGUAACCUUCCUUCAGCACACCAUAUCCACAUUCCUCAGGGCACUUACGCCGCUUCCUGCACACGAUUUCCGUCCGGCUUCCUUUGCAAAAUGCUCGCCGUACACGUCGCAUACUCUCACACAUGCCGCCAUGAUCCGUCUGCACUUCAGACUUGCGGAGAAAGCAUAUACUACAUUCAGCCCUCAUUCACUCUUGCCGAAAGGCAGCUCGAUGCAGAUGAUUCGUGACGGGUUGCUCGGGUAUGACCGUAUGCUAUUGCAAUGGGCUGGCAGUGACCAACCAGGUCACAGGGGGUGUUCACCGGGAGAAUCCGUUGGAAAGAUGCGUGCGGCUGUUGAUCUAUGCUUAUCGUCAGCACGGGCGACUGUGCGGAUUGCAAGGUCCCUUGUACUAGAUGACUAUGUGUUUUUGGAACCCAUCAUCGCACCAUGCUGGUCCCUUGCUAGUGAAGUCCUCCUUUUGGAGCUUGGGCGCUUCUCGGUUAGCUCUCAACAUCCGGAGAGCGCUAAUCUAUUGUCAGAACUACGUAGUUUAGAGACGAGCUUAAAAUACCUCGGCAGGUUCUUCCCUAUCGGCAAUAUUGAAGCUAGGAGACUAACGUCUACAUUGAGUCAGGUCAUGGCAAGUGGAUAA
Messenger RNA from Fomitiporia mediterranea MF3/22, 2535 nucleotides. RefSeq lists its product as uncharacterized. Bases 1 to 2535 code for a protein of 844 amino acids. The record is from RefSeq and is a predicted model, not a curated record. NCBI's taxonomy places the organism in Eukaryota, Fungi, Basidiomycota, Agaricomycetes, Hymenochaetales, Hymenochaetaceae. Gene Ontology annotation, cellular component: nucleus. Gene Ontology annotation, molecular function: DNA-binding transcription factor activity, RNA polymerase II-specific; copper ion binding; DNA binding. The transcript has 9 exons. Gene Ontology annotation, biological process: regulation of DNA-templated transcription.